AAGACGUGACUCACUGAUAACUCUGAAUGAAGGACAGUGCUUAUAAACCAUCCGUCCCUCAUCAGAACAACUGAGAAGCUGCCUCUCUUCCCAUUUUGGAGUAUACAAAGCCAGUUUGUAGUGCUUGGACCCCCCACUUCAGGGGAGAGAAACCUGUGACACCUGCGUUUGAAGACCAUGACAUCCAACAUUUCGAUCUUUCUCUGCCUGUUGCUGGUGUCUUGUGGUUCGACUGCAGUCAUCACCGGGGCAUGUGAGAAGGACUCUCAGUGUGGAGGUGGCAUGUGUUGUGCAGUCAGCCUGUGGAUCCGGAGCCUGCGAAUGUGCAUCCCAAUGGGUCAGGAGGGAGAAGACUGUCAUCCAAUGAGCCACAAGGUGCCGUUCUUUGGCAAGAGACUCCAUCAUACAUGCCCUUGUCUGCCCAACUUAGCCUGCAUCACCAUAGCUGAUGGCAAGUCCAAAUGUCUCCCUUCAUUUCCAUUCCAGGAUCAGUACCUGUGAUGAAGAUGUUUACCUGUAUACCAUGCAGAUGUUUGUAUAAAGUGUAUAGUUGUAAAAGUGUUUUCUUGAUUGAUUUUAGAUUAAUUUUAUUGAAUUUAUUUAAUCUUUAUGGAAAAUAGAAAAUAAAUUAUAGUAAACAAGUAAAUUAUGGCAAUGAGGUCAUAAAAU
Cyprinus carpio (common carp) is the source of this 669-nucleotide messenger RNA. RefSeq names its product toxin MIT1-like. The record is from RefSeq and is a predicted model, not a curated record. Lineage: Eukaryota; Metazoa; Chordata; Actinopteri; Cypriniformes; Cyprinidae.